AUGGGCCAUGGACCGACUUCGAAGGCUUUUGGGCUUUUCAAGGAAGACUUUGGAUUUGAGAGAAGGUCCAGUGUAAAGGUUCGGCUCUGUUGUGUUCUUGAGAGUUUGAUAAGCAGGAAGAAGGAAGCGUUCGAGGGUUGUGAAAGAUUUCUAGAGGAAGAAGGUUCAGUUCCCAAGUUAGCUAUCUCCGAUGGCACAAACGUUAUUGGUCGUGACAACAUUCCUGUUCCGGACAAGAGGCUCAGCCGCAAGCACCUCACUUUAACUGCUUCUCGCGAUGGCUCCGCUAAUUUGCUCGUCGAGGGAACAAACCCAAUAGUUGUUAAUUCCGGGAAUAAGAGAAGGAAGGUGAAUCCUAAAGAAGAAGCUACAAUUUGUAAUGGUGAUGUAAUCGAGCUCAUUCCCGGUCACCAUCUUUUUAAAUAUCAGGUGUUGGGUGGUGACAGAAAAUCUUCCAGUGGUAGAAACAAUGAAGCUCAAUCAUCAUUUAGAAAUAAACCUUCAGGCAGGACUUCACGGGAUAAAGUUGAAACAUGCAGCCAGAAACAAGUCAGAAAUGCAGACACAAGGAAGUCUGUGGAUUCACAGUCGAGUGAAGACAGUAGUGUGGAGGCCAUUCGUAAUUUCCAUGUCCCUAAUGACCAAAUACCUUCCACUUUUCGACUUUUGCGUGUGCAAGGGUUACCACCGUGGGCGAAUAUUUCUUGUGUUUCUAUAGGUGAUGUCAUUCAGGGGGAUAUUCUAGUUGCUAUUCUAUCAAACUACAUGGUAGACAUUGACUGGUUGAUUCCUGAGAGCAUUACAUUACAUAUUUACAUAUCCAAAAGGGGCAAUCCAACUGUUUAUGUCUCAAUUAAGCGCAACCAUAGACUGUGGCAUGCCGCAUGUCCUGCACUUUCAAAAGUGCCCCAUGUGCUAGUCAUUCACGGGGAAAGUGAUGGCAGGGUAGAUUACAUAAAGAGAAGCAAACCUGCAAAGUGGAUUCUGCACAAACCAUCAUUGCCAAUUUCAUUUGGGACACACCAUUCAAAGGCCAUGGUGCUUAUAUAUCCUCAAGGAGUGAGAGUCAUUGUGCAUACAGCGAACUUAAUUUAUGUAGAUUGGAACAAUAAAAGCCAAGGUUUGUGGAUGCAAGAUUUUCCAUGGAAAGAUCAAAAUAGUCCAAGCAAGGGAUCUGGAUUUGAAAAUGACCUGGUUGAAUAUCUCAGUAUGUUGAAGUGGCCAGAGUUCUCGGUUAAACUUCCAUCCCUUGGAAGUGUCAGUAUAUGUCCAUCUUUCUUCAGGAAGUUUGAUUAUAGUGAUGCAAGGGUUAGAUUAAUUGCAUCUGUACCUGGAUAUCAUUCUGGUACUAGUUUGAAAAAGUGGGGACAUAUGAAGCUGCGUUCUCUGCUCCAGGAGUGUACUUUUAAUGAAGAGUUUAAGAAAUCUCCACUUGUUUAUCAGUUCUCCUCCCUUGGCUCUCUGGAUGAAAAAUGGAUGACUGAGCUAGCAUCAUCAAUGUCAGCAGGUCUCUCUGAAGACAAAACACCCCUUGGUUUGGGGGAGCCUCAAAUCAUAUGGCCUACUGUAGAAGAUGUCAGAUGCUCAUUAGAGGUAAAGCUGGUGACUAAUACCCAGACGGGCUAUGCAGCUGGAAGUGCAAUUCCAAGUCCUCUAAAGAAUGUGGAGAAAGCAUUUUUAAAGAAGUAUUGGGCAAAAUGGAAAGCAGACCAUACUGGUCGCUGUCAUACAAUAGUUUUUUGCAAUCCAGUGAUUGAAUUUGAAGAAACUGGUUGCUUUUAUGAGGAAUUUUGCUCUGCUCUUUUUAACUGUGGAAACACCCUCUUCCCAAAUAGUUGGUUCUUGCUUACUUCGGCAAAUCUUAGUAAAGCUGCCUGGGGAGCUCUCCAGAAGAAUAACACUCAGCUGAUGAUUCGUUCGUAUGAGCUGGGAGUGCUAUUUUUACCAUCAUCAUUCAAACGACGAGGAUCUGUAUUUUCCUGUACAAGUAAUGUUGCACUAUCUGAGGGUAAAUGUCCAGUCCAUGAAUCUUCUGAAAUGAAGAAAACAAAAUUAGUAACCCUAACUGGGCAGAAAAGGGAGAGUAUGCAUUCACCAUCUCAUGUUAUUAUCCCUUUACCUUUGCCUUACCAGCUUCCUCCCCUGCCUUAUUCUUCCCAAGAUGUCCCCUGGUCUUGGGACCGGCAAUAUAAAAAUAAAGAUGUAUAUGGUCAAGUUUGGCCACGGAUAUGA
This is a messenger RNA of Sphenostylis stenocarpa, 2232 nucleotides long. The record is from the annotation of a GenBank genome assembly. NCBI's taxonomy places the organism in Eukaryota, Viridiplantae, Streptophyta, Magnoliopsida, Fabales, Fabaceae.